AUGGCUGGAAGACCGCCCGGACGUCUCCACGGCGGAUCGUCUGGGACCCGCGAGGACCUGCUGCUGGAUCUCGAGAGCGACCAGCCGGCGUACAGCGGCGGGCAGCGAUCGGCCCUCAACGACGACGAUUUGAUCCGAGCCCACGCCCUCGACGACCAAGACCCCCAGGGCCGACCGUCGGUGUCGUACGACGACUUCCACUCCGACCUCGACGGCCAUCAGCGAUACGCCGACGACUUCGACGACUACCCAGCCGACGCUGAUUCAUACUACCAGCAUGGAGGAGGCGGAAUGGCUGGCCAGACCCCUUCGUCCUCGGCAAGGAACAUGGCGAGAAACAGGAAUAGUGUCUUGAGCCUCGGCGGCGGUCUUCUCGGCAGGGUCAAGAACAAGCUCGGCAUGGGCGAAGGCUACUCGGAGAUGGACUUGCCCCUGACCGAGCCCGGCCAAGAGCGCGGCGCCCCGUCGGCUGCUUCACAAAAAGACCACAAGAGCAAGAAAUUUGACAUGGGCAACUUCAGGUUUGGCUUUGGGAAAAGCAAGCCCGAUCCCUCCACCCUCGGCCCGCGCAUCAUCCAUCUCAACAACCCGCCCGCCAACGCCGCCAACAAGUACGUCGACAACCAUAUAUCGACGGCCAAAUACAACUUCGCCAGCUUCCUGCCAAAGUUCCUGCUCGAGCAGUUUUCCAAAUUCGCAAACAUCUUCUUCCUAUUCACCGCAGGCUUGCAGCAGAUCCCCGGCCUCUCGCCCACGAACCGAUACACGACAAUCGCGCCCUUGCUCAUCGUCCUGUUGAUCUCGGCGGGAAAGGAGCUGGUGGAGGACUACCGGAGAAAGCAAGCCGACAACGCCCUCAACACCUCCAAGGCUCGCGUCCUGCGCGGGACCAGUUUUGCGGAAACCAAAUGGAUCAACGUUGCGGUGGGUGAUAUCAUUAGGGUCGAGUCGGAAGAGCCCUUCCCGGCCGAUCUGGUCCUGCUCGCGAGUUCCGAGCCCGAAGGCCUCUGUUAUAUCGAAACAGCGAACCUCGACGGUGAGACCAACUUGAAGAUCAAGCAGGCCCUGCCGGAGACGUCCACCAUGGUGUCUCCCGGUGAGCUCAGCAGACUGGGGGGCCGCAUCAAGUCUGAACAGCCCAACAGCAGCCUCUACACCUACGAGGCGACCCUCACUAUGCAGGCCGGGGGAGGGGAAAAGGAACUCUCGCUCAACCCGGAGCAGCUUCUCCUCAGAGGCGCUACCUUGAGAAACACGCCGUGGAUACACGGAGUCGUCGUCUUCACCGGCCACGAGACCAAGCUGAUGAGAAACGCCACGGCCGCCCCAAUCAAGCGGACAAAGGUGGAAAAGCAGCUCAACUGGCUUGUCCUGGUACUCGUCGGCACUUUGCUAAUUCUGAGUGUAAUAUGUACCGUCGGCGACCUGGUCAUGCGCAGCGUGCAGGGCGACUCGUUCGACUACCUGUAUCUGGACCGUAUCGACAGCGCCGGAAAGGUCACACGAACGUUUGCCAGAGACAUGGUUACCUACUGGGUGUUGUUUUCAUCCCUAGUGCCCAUUUCCCUGUUUGUCACGGUAGAGCUGGUCAAAUACUGGCACGGAAUCCUCAUCAACGACGACCUCGACAUGUACCACGACAAGUCCGACACGCCGGCCACGUGCCGCACCUCGAGCUUGGUCGAGGAGCUCGGCAUGGUCGAAUACGUCUUCUCGGACAAGACGGGCACUCUCACGUGCAACCAGAUGGAGUUCAAGCAGUGUAGCAUUGCAGGCAUCCAGUACGCCGAACAAGUGCCCGAGGACCGCCGGCCAACCGCGCAUGAUGACGGAGAAAACGGGAUAUACGACUUUGACAGGCUCAGGGCGAAUCUGAGAGAAGGCCACGAGUCGGCCGCGGUCAUCGACCACUUCCUCGCCCUCCUGGCCAUCUGCCACACCGUCAUCCCCGAGAUGACGGAAAAGGGCCAGAUCAAGUACCAGGCUGCCUCCCCCGACGAAGGCGCGCUGGUGUCUGGCGCUCUGGAGCUGGGCUAUCGGUUCACCGCCCGGAAGCCCAAGUCGGUCAUCAUCGAGGCAGUCGGCCAAGAGUUGGAGUACGAGCUGUUGGCGGUGUGCGAGUUCAACUCGACGCGCAAGAGGAUGUCGGCCAUCUACCGAUGCCCUGACGGCAAGAUCCGAUGCUACUGCAAGGGAGCCGACACUGUGAUCCUGGAGCGUCUCAACGACCAGAACCCUCACGUGGAGGCGACUCUGCGGCAUCUCGAGGAGUACGCCUCGGAGGGCCUGCGGACGCUGUGCCUGGCCAUGCGCGAGAUCCCCGAGCAGGAGUAUGACGAGUGGUAUCAGAUCUUCGACACGGCCUCGACCACCGUCGGCGGCAACCGCGCAGAGGAGCUGGACAAGGCCGCCGAGAUUAUCGAGCACGACUUUUUCCUUCUCGGCGCCACCGCCAUCGAGGACCGCCUCCAGGACGGUGUUCCCGAGACCAUCCACACCCUGCAACAGGCCAACAUCAAGGUGUGGGUCCUGACGGGCGACCGACAGGAGACGGCCAUCAACAUCGGCAUGAGCUGCAAGCUUCUGAGCGAGGACAUGAUGCUGCUGAUUGUCAACGAGGAGUCCGUGGCGGCGACGCGCGACAACCUGCAGAAGAAGCUGGACGCCAUCCGGACCCAGGCCGACGGGACCAUCGAGAUGGAGACGCUGGCGCUCAUCAUUGACGGAAAGUCACUGACGUAUGCGCUGGAAAAGGACCUCGAGAAGCUGUUUCUCGACCUGGCCGUCAUGUGCAAGGCCGUCAUUUGCUGCCGCGUGUCGCCGCUGCAAAAGGCUUUGGUGGUGAAGCUGGUCAGGAAGUAUCAGAAGGAAUCCAUCCUCCUCGCCAUCGGCGACGGGGCCAACGACGUCUCCAUGAUCCAGGCGGCGCACAUUGGCGUCGGCAUCAGCGGCGAGGAGGGACUGCAGGCUGCCCGGAGCGCCGACGUGGCCAUUGCACAGUUCCGGUUUCUGCGCAAGCUGCUGCUCGUCCACGGAGCCUGGAGCUACCAGCGCGUGAGCAAGACGAUACUUUUUUCCUUUUACAAGAACAUUGCCCUCUACAUGACUCAGUUCUGGUAUACUUUUCAAAACGUCUUCUCGGGACAGGUCAUUUACGAAUCGUGGACGCUGUCCUUUUACAACGUCUUCUACACGGUGCUCCCUCCGCUGGCGCUGGGCAUCCUGGACCAGUUCAUCUCGGCGCGGCUCCUGGACCGGUAUCCGCAGCUGUACAUGAUGGGCCAGAAGAACUACUUCUUCAAGCUCAAGGUGUUUGCCGAGUGGAUCGGCAACGCCUUCUACCACUCGCUCGUGCUGUACAUCUUCUCGCAGCUGAUCUGGUACGGGGACCUGAUCCAGGGCGACGGCAAGACGGCCGGCCACUGGGUGUGGGGGACGGCGCUGUACGGGGCGGUGCUGCUCACGGUGCUGGGCAAGGCGGCGCUGGUGACGAACAACUGGACAAAGUACCACGUGCUGGCGAUCCCGGGCAGCAUGGCCAUCUGGUACGUCUUUGUUGCGGCGUACGCGUCGGUGGCCCCCAUGAUCAACCUGUCGACCGAGUACCGCGGGGUGCCGCCGCGCCUGUUCACGAGCCCCGUCUUCUGGCUGCAGACGAUUGCGUUGGCGACGCUGUGUCUGCUGCGCGACUUUGCCUGGAAGUACGCCAAGAGGAUGUACUUUCCGCAGACGUACCACCACAUCCAGGAGAUUCAAAAGUACAACAUUCAGGACUAUCGUCCAAGAAUGGAGCAGUUCCAAAAGGCGAUCCGAAAGGUGCGCCAGGUGCAGCGGAUGCGUAAGCAGCGUGGCUAUGCUUUUUCGCAGGCCGACGAAAGCCAGACGCGCGUGCUGCAGGCGUACGACACGACCAAGCACAGGGGCCGCUACGGAGAGAUGGCGAGUUCCAGGCCAAUGGGCAAGUAG
This is a messenger RNA of Hirsutella rhossiliensis, 3966 nucleotides long. RefSeq names its product haloacid dehalogenase-like hydrolase domain-containing protein. The record is from RefSeq and is a predicted model, not a curated record. The coding region runs from base 1 to 3966 and encodes 1321 amino acids. Gene Ontology annotation, molecular function: ATPase-coupled intramembrane lipid carrier activity; ATP hydrolysis activity; ATP binding. Gene Ontology annotation, biological process: endocytic recycling; phospholipid translocation; post-Golgi vesicle-mediated transport. The transcript has 4 exons. Lineage: Eukaryota; Fungi; Ascomycota; Sordariomycetes; Hypocreales; Ophiocordycipitaceae. Gene Ontology annotation, cellular component: plasma membrane.